AUGGCGAAAGGUGAACGCAGGGUAUUGUUGGUAUUGGGGGACUACGUGGAAGACUACGAGGCGAUGGUUCCAUUUCAAGCACUUCAGGCAUAUGGAGUGUCCGUUGAUGCCGUCUGUCCUGGCAAGAAAGCUGGUGAUAUCUGCCGCACAGCCAUUCAUCAACUUUCUCCUGCUCACCAGACUUAUUCUGAAUCACGUGGUCACAAUUUCGCACUCAAUGCAACAUUUGAUGACAUUGAAUUUAACAAAUAUGAUGGAUUAAUAAUACCAGGAGGACGGGCACCUGAAUAUCUUGCUUUGGAUGCGUCGGUUUUAGAAUUGGUGAGAAAGUUUUCUGACUCCGGAAAGCCAAUUGCUUCGAUUUGCCAUGGGCAACUUGUCCUAGCAGCUGCAGGCUCGGUUAAAGGUAGGAAGUGUACGGCCUUCCCAGCUGUCAGACCUGUACUUGUUGCUGCAGGUGCUUAUUGGGUGGAACCCGAGACCAUGUUGGCGUGUGUUGUUGAUGGUAAUAUAAUUACUGGGGCUACAUAUGAAGGCCAUCCUGAGUUCAUUAGGCUUUUUGUGAAGGCACUAGGAGGUAACAUAACUGGUUCAGAUAGGAGGAUCCUGUUUCUCUGUGGGGACUUCAUGGAAGAUUAUGAGGUAAUUGUGCCUUUUCAGUCUCUUCAAGCUCUAGGAUGCCAUGUUGAUGCAGUUUGCCCCAAGAAGAAAGCUGGUGAAAUCUGUGCAACUGCUGUCCAUGAUUUUGAAGGUGAUCAAACCUACAGUGAGAAGCCGGGCCAUAAUUUCACUUUAACAGCUGACUUUGAAGCUCUAGAUGUCUCAAGUUAUGAUGCUCUUGUAAUCCCUGGAGGUCGAGCUCCAGAAUAUUUGGCAUUGGAUGAGAAAGUUAUUGCAUUAGUGAAGCAAAUUGUGGAAGCCAGGAAACCAAUUGCAUCCAUCUGCCACGGGCAGCAGAUUUUAGCUGCUGCUGGUGUUCUACAGGGAAAGAAAUGUACUGCGUAUCCAGCGGUGAAGCUUAAUGUGGUUUUGUCAGGAGCAACAUGGCUGGAACCUGAUCCAAUAGAUCGUUGCUUCACGGAUGGAAAUUUGGUUACUGGAGCAGCGUGGCCGGGCCACCCAGAGUUCAUUUCUCAGUUGAUGACAUUGCUUGAUAUUCGAGUAUCAUUCUAG
This is a messenger RNA of Prunus armeniaca (apricot), 1173 nucleotides long. The record is from the annotation of a GenBank genome assembly. Lineage: Eukaryota; Viridiplantae; Streptophyta; Magnoliopsida; Rosales; Rosaceae.